UAUUGAAUAUAGCCAUCCAACUGUAACUGCAUACCCAGACGAAGUGCUAUUCCCCAUUGCACUCCAGCUGUACCCGAUUGCACUCCACACUGACAUAAACUCGGACUUUUGCAUAGCCUCAUCAAACAAAUUCAAAGGUGUUAAAUCACAGGAUCUUGGUGGUCAAGCGGCAUCGCAGAACCUCGAAAUUACUCGUGCUAAGAAUUUCUCGCGGAACAUAGCCAUAACUGACCGCUUUGUAUGGCAUCAAAAAUCUUAAAUUUCAGGGCAAAAAAGGCAUUACGGUGGCUCUUUCGUUAUUCUCGAAGAGCUGUGGCCCGAUGGCGCUGCCGGCUAACAAUGCACCCAUCAGUCACCUUUUGGGGACAAAAUUGCCUCUCAGUAACAUAGCUAACGAGCAUGAAAUUGGUUUCAUCGCCGAAGAAGUUUUUCUUCCCAAUGCGAGACAUCAUAGCCACUAAAAAAUUCACACUUU
Molecule: messenger RNA, 475 nt
Organism: Rhagoletis pomonella (apple maggot)
Lineage: Eukaryota; Metazoa; Arthropoda; Insecta; Diptera; Tephritidae
Source: RefSeq, a predicted model, not a curated record